Cydia amplana is the source of this 1498-nucleotide messenger RNA. Its product is annotated as glucose-fructose oxidoreductase domain-containing protein 1. The record is from RefSeq and is a predicted model, not a curated record. The coding region runs from base 196 to 1398 and encodes 400 amino acids. Gene Ontology annotation, molecular function: nucleotide binding. The transcript has a single exon. NCBI's taxonomy places the organism in Eukaryota, Metazoa, Arthropoda, Insecta, Lepidoptera, Tortricidae.
AGUGCGUAUUUACCAAUUUUUUAUCGAUAAAGUUGUUUCCUUAAUAUACUGUCGAAAGAUCAUAAAUCAGUAAUACAAUUUAUUAGAAAUAUAAUUGUUGUAUCGAAAAGAAGUUAACAUCUAGGCAGUUAACUUUCCCGACUCGGUGCGCAGCAGCCAUGUGUGAAUAGUUAUUAUAACCGUUAGGAAUUUAGGAUGCUGCCGGGCAUCGGAGUUUUCGGGACUGGCUCAGUCGCCAAGGUGCUUGUGCCAUUUCUGAGAGAAAAAGGUUUCGCCGUCGAGGCAAUAUGGGGAGUCACGCUGCAGGAGGCCGAGGCUGUCGCCAAAGAACUCAAAAUACCGUUCUUUACUAACAAAAUCGAUGAUGUCCUUUUAAAGAAGAAUGUGAACCUUGUGUUUAUUGUUUGUGCUCCAAAUUUACACGCUCAGAUUUCCGUAAAAGCCUUGGGCAUCGGCAAGCAUGUCGUUUGCGAUAAACCAGCUGGGCUUUGUCAAGCUGAGGCUCUUAAAAUGGUGCGCGCCGCCCAGUACUACCCCACUCUGAUAUCAAUUAUCAACCAUUCACUGCGAUUCUUGCCUGCGUUCAGUCACAUGAGGAAAUGUAUCCAAGAGGGUUAUCUUGGAAGUCCAGAUGAACUAACUCUUAUGGAUGUAAGAGUACAAAUGGGCUCUUUAUUAGGGGACACAUACAACUGGUUGUGUGAUGACACUAUGGGAGGUGGUACACUAACGUUAGUUGGCAGUCAUGUCAUAGACUUAGUUACAUAUUUAACUGGACAGAAAGUUGUUAAAGUACAUGGAGUAUUGAGAACAUUUGUUGAGGAGACUACCAAAGUCAAUGGGAUUAGAAAAAUAACAGCACCCGAUUUCUGCACAUUCCAACUGCAAAUGGAUAAGGGUUUGUUGGUUACGGCCACUCUUAACAACCACUUGCCAGGGCCCUGCUUCAACCAAGAGAUAUACAUGUGUAGUAAGAAGGGUUAUUUGGUUGUCCGAGGUGGGGAUUUACACGGUAGACUGCACAAACCUAAUUCAAUGAAAAUUGAGGACGAGAGCAAAAGGGGCCAUGAAAAAGAGGAGGUUAUUUAUGUUGAUGUGGAAGACCUGAGUUGUGCUUCUAGUGUCAUUCCCAAGCCUUAUAUAAAAGGCUUAUGUAAAAUGAUUAGUGCUUUAAAAGAAGCCUUCUUGCCUGUGAAAGAGCAAAUGGAUUGGAUAAAAGAACCCGUGAGAGCUGCUGCUACAUUUGAGGACGGGCAGAGGGUGCAGGCGGCAAUGGAAGCCCUCCGCCAGUCAUGUGAAGAUGGCUCUUGGACAUCAGUGCAGUUGUUGACGGAGCCCCCAGAUCCCAACCCGGCUCUGUCAGCCGCAGUUCGUCGAACUGCUAUAUCUUUACAAUAGAUUUGCAUUUAAAUCAAGUUAUGAUAUGCCAUUAUCAAGUACCUUUAUUACAUUGUAAGCAUAUUAUUUUGAUAAUCUGGGUUAAUGUGUAUUGUUCCAU